UAUAUAUAUAUAUAUUAUGCUCAACAAAAUAAGUAUAUCUUUUUGCAGAGAUUUUUCAAAACUGACAUGAAAAUCUUUGAGUUUUUCUUAUCUUUUGAUGUGACAAAGAAGAAUAGUUUUUUCUUAGGUUAUGAUGUGGAUCCCAUAUACUUCAAUAUGUAUAUGUAACAACAUCAAAAGGACAGAAUUUUUAUAUAUAUAUAUGAUAGCAUAAUGUAUAAUAGACCUUUAAAUUAAUGUACAAAUGAGAGAGAGGAUAAAUAGUAAAAGAUGAGUGAAAUGGGUUCUGAUUAUAUAUACGGGUGUCAUCUUAAGUUUGAAUUUUGAUGACAUUAAGGUUGACCAUGUCGAUUUGCUGCAAAAAGAUGUAAAUUGAAAGGGAUGCAAUGGGAGGUAAGUGUUAUUUAUUGUUAUGCCAUUCAUGGACUGCAGGUUAAGAUUGUUAGUUUUUGCUCUUAUAUCACUUUCUGACUUUACUCUGAUACCACUUUGUUAGAAAUAGUGGUCUAGAUACACACACAACACUAUAAUAUUUGGAAGAAAAUGAUAUGGAGGAAUACUUGGAAAAUUAUUUUUAUUCCACUUCUAAUUCAUAUUUUAAAAUGACUAAAGUACAUGAUUAUAUAGGCCUCACAUAUGUAUGCAUAACCAUUACAUUUAAAGGCCUAAUUACACCCAUUAUUCCCACUAACAUAACCAUUAGUAGCAUAACUCCCACUAACAUAAUAUUUAGAAGACUUAAUUCCCAUAUCUCUUAGUCUUAUAUAACCUUCUCCAUCAAGACCAUUUACUACCCUACUAACAUGAAAUGCACACAUGUAUCAUGUAUACCAAAUACUUGAAAAUACUAAUUACAACUAAAAUUCUAAAAUCAAGUUUAUUUUCAACACCCCCCUUUAAACUUGAUUUUGUAACUUAAAAGUAAACUUCUUAUUGAUCUUGGGGGCUAGAUCAAUAAUUUGUUACUUUGUCUUGAUUUCCACCUCGUUUAAUUGCAACAAUCUUCUUAGCCAUUUCCAUUGAUGUAUAUGGCUUGUGAAAAAUCUUCAAAUGCUUGUUUGAUGUCUUCACAUAAUCAUAUAUCAUCCUCUUUAUAUAAACGCACCAUCUAUCUUUUUUCUUCUUGAAUCUUUUAUGACUCUUCAACUUCACAUAUGCUUUUUCUUUAGAGUCAAAAAAUAACUCCAUAUUCACCCAAUCUGUGUCAAUUACAAAACUCUCCAAACCAUUUUUCAAAAAAUAAUUUAAGAAAUUAUUAUCAUCUUGAGCUUCAAUCUCAUACUUCAUUGGAAUAACUUUCUUCAAGAAAAGUUCAUCAUUCUCCACAACAUGAACACAAUUAUCAUAAUAUUUGAUUUUGCUUUUCAAUUGAGAUGAAUAUGAAGAAAUCAGAAUUUUAUCAAAUAAUUUAAAUAUAACUUCUUUCAAGGUGGAAUUUGUAACCAUACCUGAAGAUGUUAAUGCACCAAAUUCAUCAACUUGUGCAUCUUCUUUAACACUUUCUUCUCUUUUAACUUCAUUCUCCUACACUUUUUUAAUCCCUUCUUCAACACAUUUCUUUACCUCUUCCUCAUUCACCAUUUCAAGUUGUUCUUCAAAUUCUUCAACUUGAUUUGUGUUGUACGCUUCUUCAUUCUCCACACCUUUAUCCUCAAGACUUUCAUAAUCAGCCUUUGUAAACUCAUCAUCCUCAAAGCAUUGUACACAAUACUCCAUGGGUAGUGAUUCACUUCUAUGAUUAGAAACGAUGGUCUCGAGUAUCUUCCAAACAUAACUUGGAGUUUUGGACUCUCCAAAAUACUCCCAAAUUUCUUGGUGUAUUGCUUUCUGCAACACUACCAAUGCCUUUUCUUCUUUCUUGUCUCGAAGCUUGUUGGACAUGCCAUUCUUUGGCUUUAAUCCAACAACAUCCCACAAAUCACAUGCUUUGAGGUAUGAAGUCAUGAUGAUUCUCAUUCUCCUAUAAUUAAAUAACAUCAUCUUCUCACUAAGAAAAUACAUUUUCUCCCCUUCAUCAUCAUCAAAGAGAAACUUGUUUUUCUCAAAGUGUUGAACCUUCUAGGAUCAACUUCGUCAGGCCUUCAGGAUCGUUUAGGUUCUGAACAUGAAAUCUGACUCUGAUACCACUUUGUUGGUUUUUGCUCUGAUACUACUUUCUGACUUUACUCUGAUACCACUUUGUUGGAAAUAGUGGCCAAGAUACACACACAACACUAUAAUAUUUGGAAGAAAAUGAUAUGGAGGAAUACUUGAAAAAUUAUUCUUAUUCCACUUCUAAUUCAUAUUCUAAAAUGACUAAAGUACAUGAUUAUAUAGGCUUCACAUAUGUAUGCAUAACCAUUACAUUUAAAGGCCUAAUUACACCCAUUAUUCCCACUAACAUAACCAUUAGUAGCAUAACUCUCACUAACAUAGUAUUUAGGAGACUUAAUUCCCAUACCUUUUAGUCUUACAUAACCUUCUCCAUCAAGACCAUUUACUACCCCACUAAUAUGAAAUGCACACAUACAUCAUGUAUACCAAAUACUUGAAAAUACUAAUUACAACUAAAAUUCUAAAAUCAAGUUCUUUUUCAACAAAGAUUUCGUUUUCCACAAACUUUAUGUGGGAGAAUCAUUGAAUUCAUAUAAUGUGUUUGCCAAACUUGAGUUGAGUUUCAAUUAUCUCGAAAGGGAGGAGGCCAAAUUAUUGUUCUUACUCUGUAGCUUGUUUCCAGAAGAUCAUAACAUUUCGGUGGAAGACCUGAUGAGAUAUGCCAUGGGGCUGAAGGUGUUUGGAGAUGUCAACACCAUUGAAGAAGCAAUAUAUAGCGCCCAUGACGUAGUAAGUACCCUUACUGAUUCUUUUAUGUUGCUGGAUGGUUCUGAGAAAGGGUUCGUUAAAAUGCAUGAUGCCCUUCGCGAUGUUGCAAUAUAUAUUUCGUCUAAACAUGAUAAGUACCAGUUCAAGGUUAUGGCUGGACUGAAAAAUUGGCCAGAUACACAAACAUUUGAAAAUUAUUCAGCCAUCUCAUUGAUAUCAAAUGAUAUCAAUGAGCUUCCUCGUGAGCUAUCAGCCUCAAAACUCCAGACCUUGCGAAUACAAUGCAAUUCUCACUUGCACAUUCCAGAUGAUUUCUUCAAAGGAUCCAAUGAUCAAUUGAUUUUUUUAGAAAUGAGUGGUAUCCAUUUCUUGCCAAUACUUCCACCAUCACUUCAACCGCUUUCUAAUACCCUUCGAACCCUUCAUCUAACUUCUUGCAACUUAGAGGACAUAUCCAUGAUAGCAACACUAAAGAAUCUUGAGAUUCUCAGCUUUAGUGGUUCUGAAAUUGGUGGAAUUCCUUGCAAUAUUGUCGAAUUGAGUCGUCUGAAACUCCUUGAUUUGACCAACUGUGAAAAGCUUACAAAUAUAGUACCAGGCGUCAUAUGCAAACUUCCUAGAUUAGAGGAGCUGUAUUUGCCACAACGUUUUAAGUUCGACAAUCUUGUUGAGCUCAAUUCCUUGUCUCGAUUGGCUUGCCUGAAAUUUUUUAUUCCAAUUGAUCUUUUGCAUAUAGAUUUAACUGAGCGUGCGCGAGAGUCAACAAGUUUCAACAUAACAAUUGGCAUUGGAAAAGUAUUUGAGAGUCUUCAUGUAUACAACAAACCUUAUCCUUAUGUAAACAUGAGAAGCUUGACAAUUGACCAUGAUGGGCCAAUACAUCCCAUAAUGUUGGAUUGGUUUAAGUUGCUGUUAAAGAAGACUAAGCAUCUAGUUUUGGGCCACUUGAAGAAUUUGAAUAAUAUCUUCAGUGAACUAAUCGAGGAGGGCUUCAAUGAAUUAAAGUCUCUUGAACUCGAUUGCCUUGAAGGGACGGAAUAUCUGGUGAACACAAAGGAGUCGACACCGCAGAUGGCCUUUAGCAGCUUAGAGGUUUUGUCGCUUUCUAACAUGUGGAGCUUCAUUGAAAUAUGUCCCGGACAAAUCUUUUCGCAAUAUGCGCGAACUACAUGUGUUUAAGUGUAUUAACAUACUUAAGCUGGUUUCAUCCAGUUUGCUAGGAAGGCUAAAAAAUCUUGUGAAGCUCGAUGUCUAUCAAUGUUUUAAGCUGGUACAUGUUUUUGAAGAGCAUGUAGAUGCAGAAGUGUCGCUCUCAAAGCUGAAAGAAAUUGUUCUAGAUUCUUUGUCCAAUACGACACAUAUAUGGAAGGACGGCCCCCAUCAAUUUAUUAGCCUUUGUAACCUUGAGAAGCUGUGUGUGUAUUGUUGUCCCAAGUUAAGAAAGUUACUCUCUCCAAAGCUAUUACAAGGGCCUGUUCGCCUGAAAUACCUUGAUGUUAUUGCUUGCCAUAGUUUGGAAGUAUUAUUAGGACAUGAAGAGGAGCAAGAUACGGAGAUGGCAGUCCCUUUUUUGAGAAGCCUCACCCGUGUAAGCGUGUAUGGCAGUCCCUUUUUUGAGAAACUUGAAUGUUUGAAUGUAUCCCAGUGCUACAAAUUGCAAAAUGUAAUUGAGGAUAAGAAAGGAAAACAAGAAGCGGCUUCAGUUGAAUUUCCCUGCCUGUCCUCGAUAUCACUUUUUCAACUGUACAGGUUGAAGAGUUUUUGCACCGGGUAUUAUACUAUUGAAUGGCCAUCUUUGGAAAGACUGGAUAUCCGAUAUUGUUCCGAGAUGGAGACUUUUGGUUCUGGAGACCAAGUAACACCUCAACUGAAGAAAAUAGUGAAACACGAAUCUGAGGGGCAAGAGACUGUGAUCACGAUCAAUGGUGGCGACCUUAAUCACGUUGUGCAAAACCACUUCGGACCCAAGGCAACAACUUCGGAGGUAGGUCCCAGUUAGUCUUCCUCGUAAAGGCAUGAUCCACUUAAAGAUUCUGCGAUCAGAAGGAGCUUGGUGAUGAUUCCAGGAGUUUGAUUUCCAACUAGCUCUUUCCGCAAGUUGCAAAAAUGGAAAAAUGAAAAUGGUGUGCUUGUUUCAGUUCUUGGUUAUCUGUGCUUCUUUCAUGUAUUGUAAUAUUUUGGUGUGUUUCAUUAUAUUUGUGGCGGUGUGUUUUCUUGUUUAAACCAGUAAUACUGUAUCUGAGUGGAAUAUUAUAUAUAUAAAUUUUUUGUUGUUGUUGAUUAAAUAAAGAAGCAUGAAGUUUUUUUCGGUUUUGACAAA
Messenger RNA from Cornus florida, 5122 nucleotides. RefSeq lists its product as uncharacterized. The coding region runs from base 3959 to 4801 and encodes 280 amino acids. NCBI's taxonomy places the organism in Eukaryota, Viridiplantae, Streptophyta, Magnoliopsida, Cornales, Cornaceae. The transcript is spliced from 3 exons. The record is from RefSeq and is a predicted model, not a curated record.